Neoarius graeffei (lesser salmon catfish) is the source of this 1851-nucleotide messenger RNA. It is a transcript of the gene cpne7, whose product is annotated as copine VII. Gene Ontology annotation, molecular function: calcium-dependent phospholipid binding. Bases 1 to 1680 code for a protein of 559 amino acids. Gene Ontology annotation, cellular component: plasma membrane. Gene Ontology annotation, biological process: cellular response to calcium ion. The record is from RefSeq and is a predicted model, not a curated record. Lineage: Eukaryota; Metazoa; Chordata; Actinopteri; Siluriformes; Ariidae. The transcript is spliced from 15 exons.
AUGAGUGAAUCUCAGGAAGCGAGUUCUCCCGUGGCUGGGAUCGGCGGCCCGGCAGCCUGCGUUACGAAAGUGGAGCUACGUGUGUCUUGCAAAUCCCUGCUGGACCGCGACACGCUGAAAAAGUCCGAUCCCUGCGUGGUCCUCUUGGUGCAGAGCCAAGGCCAGUGGACUGAGCUGGAUCGCACUGAGGUGAUCAAGAGCAACCUGAACCCAGUGUUUGCCAAGGUCCUAAUGUUAGACUACUACUUUGAGGAGGUGCAGAAGCUGCGUUUCGAGGUCUACGACAUUCAUGGGACCCACAGCAUCGGCACUCGUGAUGAUGACUUCUUGGGUGGAAUGGAGUGCACGCUCGGUCAGAUAGUGGCUCAGAAAAAGAUGGUGAAACCACUGCUACUGAAAUACGGAAAAUACGCCGGAAAGUCAAACAUUACCAUUCAUGCUGAGGAAAUUUCUGGCAACAAUGGAUACGUUGAGCUCUCGUUCUGUGCCAAGAAGUUGGAUGAUAAGGAUCUCUUCAGCAAAUCCGACCCAUUCUUGGAGAUUUAUCGUAUAAACGAUGAUGGCACAGAGCAGCUCGUACACAGAACAGAAAUGAUCAAGAACAACCUGAACCCUGUGUGGCAGCCAUUCAAAGUCUCCCUCAUUUCCCUGUGCAGCUGCGACGAGGACAGGAAGUUAAAGUGCCUGGUGUGGGAUUAUGACUCAAGAGGGAAGCAUGACUUCAUUGGCGAGUUUUACACCACAUUCAAAGAGAUGCAGCAAGCUUCUGGAGAAAACAAGGUCACAUGGGACUGCAUGAACCCAAAGUACAAAGCGAAGAAGAAAAACUACAAGAACUCUGGCCUGGUCUUCCUCACGGACAUGAAGCUCCACAGAGUUUACUCCUUCCUGGACUACAUAAUGGGAGGAUGCCAGAUACAUUUUACAGUCGCCAUUGAUUUCACGGCAUCAAACGGAGACCCCCGCAAUAGCUGCUCCCUUCACUACAUCAACCCCUACCAGCCCAAUGAGUACCUCAAAGCUCUGAUAGCUGUGGGUGAGAUCUGCCAAGAUUAUGACAGUGACAAAAGGUUCUCAGCCCUGGGCUUCGGCGCACGAAUUCCACCCAAUUACGAGGUGUCACAUGACUUUGCCAUUAAUUUCAAUCCAGAUGAUGAUGAAUGUGAAGAGAUUCAGGGCGUGGUCGAAGCUUACCAGAACUGCCUGCCCAAGAUCCAGCUCUAUGGCCCAACUAAUGUGGCUCCUAUAAUCAGCAGAAUAGGAAAGCAAGCAGCAGGGAAGGAACCCAUUAAAGAUGCAUCUAAAUACCACAUCUUGCUGAUCCUCACGGAUGGCGUGGUGACCGACAUGGCGGACACGCGGGAGGCCAUCGUGCGUGCCUCCUACCAGCCUCUGUCCAUCAUCAUCGUGGGUGUAGGGAACGCCGACUUCACUGACAUGCAGAUCCUGGACGGGGAUGACGGUGUCCUGCGCUCUCCAAAAGGAGAACCUGUCCUGAGGGACAUUGUCCAAUUCGUGCCCUUCAGAGACUUUAAAACGGCGUCUCCUGCUGCAUUGGCGAAGUGCGUCUUGGCCGAGGUGCCCAAGCAGGUCGUCGAGUACUUCAGUCAUAAGGCCAUUCCUCCCAUGAAUCCUGUUUUAGACUCCAUGCCCAGCUCCAUUGCCAACACCCCAGAUUAACACGUCUAUGCGAGUCCUGACCUCCGCUCAGUCCCUUCACACCUUCGAGUGCAAGAUCCGAGAACAACAACAACCACCACCACGACAAACAUUACAUUGCCAUUCUGUUUCCCUGUUUAUUUAUACAUAACAUGUUUACACAGAAGGAGGUUUAGUUCUUCUUGGAUCAUG